Messenger RNA from Alternaria ventricosa, 348 nucleotides. RefSeq lists its product as uncharacterized. Bases 1 to 348 code for a protein of 115 amino acids. The transcript has 2 exons. Lineage: Eukaryota; Fungi; Ascomycota; Dothideomycetes; Pleosporales; Pleosporaceae. The record is from RefSeq and is a predicted model, not a curated record.
AUGAAGCUGUUAUGGAUAAACUCAUUCUGCAUCUUCCAAGACUCCAAAGAAGAUUGGGCACAAGAGGCUGGUCUCAUGAGCCAGGUGUAUCGCAACAGCUUCCUCAACAUUGCUGCCAGUAUAGCCGUCGAUAGCGAUGCCGGCUUCUUCCGCGAAAGAGCUUCGACUGUUGAACCUUACGUCGUUCAGACUACAUGGACGGACCACUCGAACGGCACCUACUACUUUUACAACGAUGCCUAUUGGUAUGAGAAUUUUGAACCCUCUACGUAUAUCCACGGACAAGAGCGCUACGCUGAACAUGAGUUCGUUCCGGACUCUAUGGAGAAAGGUUACAGCGGAAUAUAG